AGGGAGAGAGAGACAGAUGAGGAGGGGGGAUGGGGCACGUCUUUGUAUAGCAGGAACGAGGCUUCAUCAGACAGACACCCAGAUAGAGAUACCCAAUAUUUGUAUGAUAUGCACACUGAGAGACGGAGGCAUCUGCCAGCGUGAGAGGGUACGCAACCAGACAGCAUCUGCAGGGUGAGCGUGCAGGAUCUGCGCAGCUGAGACGUCCCCGGACCUGAGGGAGACAGCCGGCAUCACCACCUAGGCAGCAGGACAGGAGGAGAGGACAGGACGGGCGCAUCCGAGAGAAUGGAACACACCCUGCUCCUUGCGAGCUGCGUCCUGCUAUUGAGUGCCCAGUGUCUCACAGCAUGGCGACCACAGCUGGCGCUCUUCUGCGGCCGAGUGCCCCUGCACAUGGACCUAAUGCGCGGGGAGUGGGUAUCAGACCCUCGUGGCGCCCCCAGCUGCCCAGGGAGCAAUGAGGAGAUCUUGCAGUACUGCAGACAGAUGUAUCCUGAACUGCAGAUCACGGGGGUGACGGAGGCCGCGCAGCCGGUCACGGUGGCGAACUGGUGUCAGAAACAGAAGCCGGAGUGCAAACGUCGCCUGCAUAUCGUGGUCCCGUAUCUGUGUCUGGUGAACGAAUUCGUCAGCGAUGCUCUCCUGGUACCCGACAAGUGCCGCUUCCUCCACCGGGAGCAGAUGGACCUGUGCGAGAGUUACCAGCACUGGCACGAGACAGCCCGCACGGCCUGCGCCAACGAAGACCUGGAUCUGCACAGUUACGGGAUGCUGUUGCCCUGCCGUCCGGACAGAUUCCGCGGCGUGGAGUACGUGUGCUGCCCUGUCCGUGCGCCCCACCAGGCAGAGCCCACAAAGGGUCACCCUGUUACUGAGAUACAGCCGCAGGACACAGAGAAAGGAUACGACGUGGAGAUUGAAGACGACGCUGUCGACAUCAUAGACGGCGGAGGAGAGGACACCGCCGAAGCCACCCCAGACCAGCACCCACCCAUAUGGGACGAUUAUUUUGUGAGAAGUGGCUACGAGGACGAAACAACCAGUAGCGCGCCCACCCUUCCACCAGAGGUCAAAGUUUCCCGCCCCACCGAUGGGGUAGAUAUCUACUUUGAGUCCCCGCGGGACGGAUCUGAACACGCCAACUUCCUGCGAGCAAAGAUGGAACUGGAGGAAAGGCGCAUGAAACAGAUUAAUGAGGUGAUGAAGGAAUGGGCGGAGGCAGACAACCAGGCCAAAAAUCUACCCAAGUCUGACCGCCAGGCCCUUAAUGAGCACUUCCAGUCCAUCUUGCAGACCCUGGAGAGUCAGAUUUCCGCUCAGCGGCAACGUCUGGUGGAAACGCACCUGGGACGUGUGGUUGCAGCGCUCAAUGAUAACCGCAGGGCGGCACUGGAGAACUACUUGGCAAGCGUACAGACCCCGCCCUUAGAUCCAGAACGAGUUCUUCUGGCCCUGAAGAGAUACAUACAUGCUGAGCAGCGGGACCAGCGCCAUACAGUGCGCCACUAUCAGCACGUGAGCAGCGCAGAACCGGACAGAGCCGAGACCAUCCAGUUCCAGGUUUUAACCCACCUGCGUGUCAUUGAAGAACGAGUGAACCAAUCUCUGUCACUGCUGUAUCGGAACCCCCAGCUGUCUCCGGAGCUACGUGACCAGAUCGAGAGCUGGCUGCACACGGAGUGGGUGGGAGCCGGAGACCUCCUCAGCUCAACACAGAAGAAGCUGAGUGAAGACACAGACUACCCUGAGAUUAGAGUGCCGCCCCAAUCCUCUGCCGAGACAUCUCAAGGAGAGGACUCCCAGCAGAUAGAAAGGAAAGGCUCAGCAGUCUGGGACAUGUACUCAGAUUUGCCCCCUAGCGAGAGGACAAUUACUUUCCCUGGACAGAAGGAUAAUGGAUCAGUGAAACAAGUACACUACCAGUCAGAAGAUAUCCAACGUGAUGAACUGGAACCGGACACCCUGGUGACGUUUAACCGAGGAGCUCUGAUUGGUCUGCUGGUGGUGGCGGUUGCCGUGGCUAUGGUUAUAAUCAUCAGCCUCCUACUCAUCCGACGCAAGCCCUAUGGGACCAUCAGUCAUGGAAUAAUAGAGGUGGAAGCUUCCAGGAACCCAGAGGACAAACACCUGAGCAAGAUGCAGAACCAGGGAUACGAGAAUCCAACCUACAGAUACCUGGAAGAGAACAACUGAGCGCCAGUCUGGGGGGAGUUGGCGGGUCCAUUUAUUUUGGGUACAGGGGAGAGACUUUAAUUUGGGGGAGGUACAAUAUGGGUUGGGGGUGGGGAUACGAACAUACAGGGAAUAUUUACUAAAAGGGAGCGACCAAAACGUCCAAGAAGAAUAUUUGAUCCCCCCCCCUCCCCCUUCCUUUGAGCUACACACAAGAACCACGUCUCAUCUGGGAUCAAGAUUAAAGGUUACCCAACAGUAGGGUAAGGGUCAUACGUGGGACACAACAGGUUAAAGUUUUAGUCUCUCUCCCCUGGAAAUGCACUUAAAUUAUUUAUGACUUAGAAGGGAAAAGAGACCAUACAGCAUUAACCUAUUGUAGCGGGAUAUCUCCCAACUGGAAUUCGCCUUGUAAUGUAACAGCCGCCCCCUCCCCCACCCCUGCUAAUGACAUUCUCAUACUGCAGAAAAACCAGCAACAAGAGGGGAUUUAAUAUAUACUGACCGCGUCCAGCUCUGUCACACAACCACUAUCUGCUGCUUUAUAAUUUAUUUCUUAUUAACGACGCGCUCUGGUUGGCGGCAGUUGCCGACCACCAGUCUUACCCCUUACCUCCCCCCGACUUACAAAUAACAUCUGAUCUAUAACCCCCACGAACCCCUUCCAAUCUACCGGCGGCAAAGAGUCCUCUCCUCGAGCGUUCUGAACAGAUCCAGAUUUCCUUUUUAACAACACGAUUUUAUUUUAUGUACUGGAUCGACCAAUGUCAUUACAUUACCAGAGCAAAGUUAAGGCAAUCCUUGAGCCUGGCCUGUUAGGUGGGUUUGGAUUUUAAAUGCUCACACCACCUGUGUAGCGCGCAGGCAGCCAUCUUGUUUAAGCCUAGAUAGCAUUCAUGAAAAGCGGUUCAUAAAUUACUGAACAGGUGGGUAAUAUUCCAAAGAAUAUACAGUCUAAAUUGGGGCGACAUACAUCCCUGCACGCAAACCCCCCAAUUCUGUAUGUGGCCCGCCACCCUUAAAGGGGCCACGAAUUGGCCACAACUGAGAGGAAUGAUAUUAGUCAGGGUUCAUGGAAUUGUUGAGGGUGAUAGGCGUACAUUAAUAUUAAACAUGAAGGGACAAAGGACGAGAGAUAAGGCCGGUGAUUCACACCUACAGAAGCCGUGGCACUUUAUUCCCCGCCUGAAACUUACCGCCGUGUCCGACACUUCAUCGCACAUCAUGGACCGCACUGGCCCCAUCCCUAGAGAGCCACGUGUACGGGAGAGGUCUGUUGUAUAUACACGUGUGUACAUAAGUGUUUUAGAUCAGACGCAAAAUGCUUUUUAUUUGUUUUUUUUUAUUUUGCCAUUUCUUUUACUCACCCACCUCCCCCAAAAAAUAACCGCAUUCCUUUCUCCAGAGACAGGGCCAUAUCCAAAACGGAAGACAUCGCUCCGUAUUGCUUAGUUUUUAGAAGUCUAAGGGGGGAAAUUUACCAAAGCUUCGAAAACAGAGAAUUGGUGAUGCUGCCCUUAGCAACCAAUCAGAUGCUGUCUAUCAUUUCUCUAUUGCCUUUUAGAAAAUGAUAGACAGCAUCUGAUUGGUCGCUAUGAAUAACAUCACCAAUUAUCUGUUUUAGACGCUUAAGUACAUUUACCCCAAAGUGGUUUAAGCAUCAGCGUAAUAAGCAGGCCGGAGAACCCACGGCGCGACUGCAGGCCGCAAUUUUCCUGUCACUCGUGUUUUCUAACCCCGGUUACUAAUGGUCGGGCUUUUUAUCACGCAUACUAGGCAGCGGCGUAGAGCGUGUUUGUAGUUUAAGGGCACACCUAAACCCUAACCCCAGUUUUAUUAUCAUGCAUCGGCACUGCAGCACACGUGAUAAACGGAUCCCGAGUUACUGCGCGUCCGAUGACGUAGACUUCCGCGGCUCUACACGGAGAACUGAUGCCUGUGAUUAGAUGAGAAACAGUGCAUGUCCAUUACUGUACUUGUUAACAUUUUAUAAUUACAAUUUCCAGGAACACUGUGUGGUGGGUGGGGGGGGGGGGGAGGGGGGAGUCACCUGUACGUCACACGCUGUGUAGUCCGGGUGGGCACUGCGUUUGCAGACAGGACUGCUGGAUAGAAUCAUAAUAAAAUGAUGUUGUAUUUUAAAUUGUCAUCAUCAAUAAAUAUUAACUUAAAGAA
Pseudophryne corroboree (corroboree frog) is the source of this 4350-nucleotide messenger RNA. It is a transcript of the gene APLP1, whose product is annotated as amyloid beta precursor like protein 1. Gene Ontology annotation, biological process: central nervous system development; axonogenesis. Bases 289 to 2196 code for a protein of 635 amino acids. Gene Ontology annotation, cellular component: Golgi apparatus; plasma membrane. The record is from RefSeq and is a predicted model, not a curated record. The transcript is spliced from 17 exons. Lineage: Eukaryota; Metazoa; Chordata; Amphibia; Anura; Myobatrachidae. Gene Ontology annotation, molecular function: alpha-2C adrenergic receptor binding; transition metal ion binding; alpha-2A adrenergic receptor binding.